Messenger RNA from Cariama cristata (Red-legged seriema), 2349 nucleotides. It is a transcript of the gene TCERG1, whose product is annotated as transcription elongation regulator 1. The record is from RefSeq and is a predicted model, not a curated record. NCBI's taxonomy places the organism in Eukaryota, Metazoa, Chordata, Aves, Cariamiformes, Cariamidae. Gene Ontology annotation, cellular component: nucleus. Gene Ontology annotation, molecular function: transcription coregulator activity; RNA polymerase binding.
AUGGCUCAACAGCAAGCACUGAGAUUUCGUGGCCCAGCUCCCCCACCAAAUGCAGUCAUGAGAGGCCCACCGCCUCUCAUGCGACCACCUCCACCUUUUGGUAUGAUGCGAGGUCCUCCUCCACCACCUCGCCCCCCUUUUGGACGUCCUCCAUUUGAUCCAAACAUGCCUCCGAUGCCACCUCCAGGAGGGAUUCCUCCACCAAUGGGACCUCCACAUUUGCAGAGACCCCCAUUUAUGCCUCCUCCCAUGGGUAGCAUGCCACCACCUCCUGGUAUGAUGUUUUUUUCGCCUGUCACUGCCCCUGGAACACCAGCAAUGCCCCCAGCCGAAGAGAUAUGGGUAGAAAACAAAACUCCAGAUGGCAAGGUCUAUUUCUAUAAUGCACGUACACGUGAGUCAGCCUGGACUAAGCCAGAUGGGGUCAAAGUUAUUCAGCAGUCGGAGUUGACACCAAUGCUGGCUGCACAAGCCCAGGCCCAGGCGCAAGCUCAGGCCCAGGCACAAGCAGUAGGUGCCUCCACGCCGACCACCAGUACCACUUCAGUUUCACAGACGAUUUCCACACCUACCACACAAGACCAGACCCCGAGUUCGGGUGUUUCAGUUGCCACACCAUCAGUCAGUGUUUCAACCUCUGCUCCUUCUGCUACACCUGUGCAGACUGUACCCCAGCCAGUCCCACAGACAUUGCCUCCUGCAGUUCCUCAUGCAGUACCUCAACCAACUGCAGCAAUUCCUGCUUUUCCACCAGUAAUGGUACCUCCAUUUCGUGUCCCCCUUCCUGGCAUGCCUAUUCCACUUCCAGGUGUAGCAAUGAUGCAAAUAGUCAGCUGCCCGUAUGUAAAGACAGUCGCUACCACCAAGACCGGUGUCUUGCCAGGCAUGGCCCCUCCUAUUGUACCUAUGAUCCAUCCUCAGGUUGCUAUUGCCGCUUCACCUGCUACAUUGGCUGGAGCAACAUCAGUCUCUGAGUGGACAGAGUACAAAACAGCAGAUGGAAAGACUUACUAUUAUAACAAUAGGACUUUGGAAUCAACAUGGGAAAAACCCCAAGAACUGAAAGAAAAAGAAAAAAUGGAAGAGAAGAUUAAAGAUCCAAUUAAAGAACCUACGGAGGAACCUUUACCAAUGGAGACAGAAGAAGAAGAGCCAAAAGAAGAACCUAUAAAAGAACUUAUAAAAGAGGAGCCAAAAGAGGAAGAAAUGACUGAAGAAGAAAAAGCAGCUCAGAAGGCCAAGCCAGUUGCAACAACUCCUAUUCCAGGAACCCCAUGGUGUGUGGUGUGGACUGGUGAUGAGCGUGUUUUCUUCUAUAACCCUACCACUCGUCUUUCAAUGUGGGACCGACCAGAUGACCUAAUUGGAAGAGCUGAUGUGGACAAAAUUAUUCAAGAACCUCCUCAUAAAAAAGGAAUGGAGGAAGGAAAAAAACUUAUUAGAGAAGAGCAUGAAUCUACAGAGGAAGCAAAUGAAGAUGAACCUAUUAAAAUUAAAAAGCGCAAGAAAGAUGAUAACAAAGAUAUUGAUUCAGAGAAGGAGGCUGCUAUGGAAGCUGAAAUUAAAGCUGCUCGAGAGAGAGCCAUUGUCCCUCUGGAGGCUCGGAUGAAACAAUUCAAGGACAUGCUUCUAGAAAGAGGGGUCUCUGCUUUUUCAACAUGGGAGAAAGAGCUUCACAAGAUAGUUUUUGAUCCUCGUUACUUACUUCUCAACCCGAAAGAAAGAAAACAGGUAUUUGAUCAGUAUGUGAAAACUCGAGCAGAAGAGGAGCGCAAGGAGAAGAAAAACAAAAUCAUGCAGGCCAAGGAGGAUUUCAAGAAAAUGAUGGAAGAAGCAAAGAUUAAUCCAAGAACUACUUUUAGUGAGUUUGCAGCCAAGCAUGCUAAAGACUCGAGAUUCAAGGCAAUUGAAAAGAUGAAAGAUCGAGAGGCCUUGUUUAAUGAGUUUAUCACAGCGGCAAGAAAGAAGGAAAAAGAAGAUUCGAAGACCAGAGGUGAGAAGAUCAAAAUGGACUUCUUUGAACUACUGGCUAAUCACCACCUGGACAGUCAGUCUCGCUGGAGCAAAGUGAAGGAUAAAGUAGAGACUGACCCCCGUUAUAAAGCAGUGGAUAGUUCUUCACAGAGGGAAGACCUUUUCAAACAGUACAUAGAAAAAAUAGCUAAGAAUUUAGAUUCUGAAAAAGAAAAGGAACUGGAAAGACAAGCUCGCAUUGAGGCAAGUUUGCGUGAACGAGAAAGGGAAGUCCAGAAAGCUCGUUCAGAGCAAACCAAGGAAAUUGAUAGAGAACGUGAGCAGCACAAACGGGAAGAAGCUAUACAAAACUUCAAAGCGCUUCUGUCUGACAUG